AUGUUCCUCUUGUGGAUGCUGCUGUCCCCCGAUCCACAGGUGCGCAGCUACAGUGUGAAGACGAUUAGCUCCUGCAUGGCCAUCUUCAUGGCCCUGUCCAUCGAACACGCCGAGCUGGGACUCGUAGUAAACGGCUUUCACAUGAAGAAGCUGGGCACUCCACUGUUUCUUCUGCACUGGGUCCUCAUUCCCGUGAUUACGUGGCCACUGCGUGGGUCGCACGUGAACUUUGCGGCGGCAGUGCACAUCCUCGCCCAUGUCACUGCCUUUUUGGGCAUUGCUGUCUGCAACCAACUGUUCAACGUGGUUCGGGCGGCGACGAGUGGCUUUAGUCCAGUCGUCGUCAUCGGCAUCCAGUUGGUCCUUCUUGUGAAGCUGGCCGUUGCGGCGCGGGUGGUUGUCCUCCUCACCAAGAACUUUCUGCACCGCCACAUCAGCGUUCCGCACGAGUCCCCGGCCGAACACGUGGAGGCACACACUGCCGCGCUCACGGAGGCAGAGUUUCUGGAGGAGGUGGAGGAAGCCAACAUGGAAGCAGCUUGCAUCCUGGUCAGCUACCUGGCCAAGAACUGGAUCGUUUCGUCACUUCUUCUUUGGUGCCAAUUCGACUUUGGCAUUCUUCAAGAAGGUGACGUCCUUCUCAUGAAGAAGUCUGAAAGGUUCGUUCUCUUCAUCACCUACCUCAGUACAGUGACGCUCGGAAUCUACGGCGUUCUCGCCAUCCUGCAAGGUGCGGCACCAUACAUUCUCCAAAACCACGACUACAAGCACUACUUGACGCUGUUGAACUUUACCACAGCAUGGACUUCAGCUGCGCUCAUCAAAUGGCUAGUGUGCUUCUUCCUCGUUGACGAAACAUGCAUCCGUGUGACGAGCGCCGUGUUUUGCACGAUCCUCGGAUGCUGCCUGCUCAUCAUUGUGGACAAGCUGGCAGACUUUUCCUUGCUUGGUGAGCCCGAAGCCGAGGCCCUGGUGCGGGCCCCAGUUGGACGUGGGACUUGGGACGAAGAGACGUUCAGGAUUUCAUCUUCUCUCUCGCUCCCUCCAUGUCUGGGGGGUGGGGGGGGGUGGAGGUGGAGGUUGCCACUUGGGGUGUGCACAAACUGUUGGGUCUGGCAGAAGAUCCGUUGGCAUCUGGGGCCUUUCGACUGA
Messenger RNA from Symbiodinium natans, 1152 nucleotides. The record is from the annotation of a GenBank genome assembly. Lineage: Eukaryota; Dinophyceae; Suessiales; Symbiodiniaceae.